AUGGUCGCCCCGCCGACUGAGCCCGGCCCGCCCACCGCUGACGUCAGGCGACGUGACACUCAGGCACUUGCCGCAACGCCAUUGGUCAACCGCUUAACGGUGGUCCUUGUCCUGGCCAAUCAGUCCCGCCGCCAUCGUGAUCGGCAGUCAGAGCGACCAAUCACCGCUCGGGAACGAGCGCCCCCAUCUCCCAUUGGGUCAACCUCGCCGAGAUGGGCCCAAUGGGAGCGCCGAAGGGGCGUCUGCCUCCGGUCGGCGAGUCUCGAUUGCCCGGAGCGCGGCAGCUGGGAAAAACAAGACGGAGAAGUCGGCGGCGAGCGGGUAGUGGAUGGUGGCGGCGAGGAGGAGGCGACGGCGGCGGGCGGCGGAGUCGGGGAUGAUCGGGGCGCUGAAAACACCCGUGCAGAGUCGCUCGAAAGUACCUCAGCAGUUCCGUCUACAACAGGUCCAGACUUGAUGCAAGGAAAACCACCGGUCCUGGAGUUCCUCCCAAGCCCACACCACCUUCCAGACCAUCGUGACCUGGUUGUCUUCUGGGACCAGAUGAGUAUUCUGCAGGACUUGAUCCCCAAGUUCUAUUACCAUUGUUACGUGGGCUGCAGUGCCCAUCAUCACUACCUUAUGGUUCCCAUCUCUCCCGUUGCGAAGAUCGCCAGCGCUCGCCCGCUCCGGAGCAGCCCCCGCACCGGCGUCAGCGGCCCGGCCGGCGCCGGGGAGAGGGAGAGGGAGAAGGAGAGGGAGGGGGAGAGGGAGAGAGAGGCGAGGAAACUCCCUCGCCCCGCCCACGGCCGAGUUGCCCGGCAACUAGAUCCGGGUCCGCGAUCGGAAGCAGCUGACACCCACAGGUUACAAUGUAGCGCGGCGGCGGCCACUGGACGCGGCGGGACGCCUGGAGACCCAGAGGUGACGAGGAGCUGCAUCAUCAGAAUAUUUUGGGCUGUUGAACGGCUGCAAGGAACGAAGACUUGCAGAGGGAUCCCUCGGGAGGAGUCAAUGGCUGCCGUCAGGUUUACCCCGGGGAAAGGGGUGAAGCGUAAACGUGCCGAGGAAGAUGGCGCCCUCCCCCCGCCGAUCGCCUUCCGCUGCGAUUCGCUGCUCGACCUGUCGCUACUCAAGCUGCACCAGAGCUGCAUGGUGUCCGAACGCAACCUGCGGCGCUCCGUGCUGAUUGCCAAUGCCCUGCGUCGGCUGCAGGCGGAUGGGGGGCUGCCCGUGGGGCUGCCCGCCCACCAGCCCCAGCCCGUAUCCAAGCCGGAGGCCGCGGACCUGAACAACAACCGGGCUGAGGCCAACUCCAGCCUCCUCUCGGGCAACGACUCCUCGCUCUCCUCCGCCAUCUCCACCAUCCUGCAGGACCUGGACUACAUGGAGGGUCUCGGCCCCAGCCGGGAGCAGCCCGCCCCGGAGGAAGACCAACUCCUACCCCUGAGGCCGGGAUCACCCAAUCCCCGGCCUCUUGACUCCAUCUUCGCCGCCUUCGAGAUUUCCAACUCCGACGCCUUCCUGGUCGACGGCUCCCUGGAUGCCAUCUUCGAGGACAUCGACACCUCCAUGUACGACGCCCAGCCGGGUCUCUCUGCUGGACUCUGGGACCCACUCAAGCCUCCGGCCUCUGCCCCUGCCCCCUGCCCGCUGGCUAAAGCCUCCUGGGACUGCUCUUCAACCAGGACCUCCAACAGUAGGACAGACUUUGCCGAUCUGGAGAGUGUGAUGGACCUGCUGGUUGGAUGAUGCCUUGAAUGGGACUCGUGACUGCUCUGAGACUUUGAUAGGACGCUGGUGGGUCUCAAACCUACCGAGACUGGCACAGUAACUCCUGGGCAGCUCUACCCACCCCUCGGUGCUCCCCAGUCCUGUUUUAUAGUUGUGGGGUGGGGGCGUUGGGCGGGGGUGGGGUGGGAAGACCCUCCAGCCUCCAGAUUCUCCACCACUCCAUUUCUAACUGAAACGUGCCCGGGUUUCGAGUGGGCGGGGGUAUCAGUGGGGAGACUUGUCUUCCAUUAGGCUCUCACCUUGACUUUGAUUGCGGUCUUUUCCCUCUCGGGGUCUGAAGGCAGCUUGCGGAUGCUCACUGGCAGAAGCCGGCACCCAGAGCGAGGUUUGGUGAUGAGCUGGGAAUGAAGCAACACAAGAGGCAUAAAAUACCAGCAUGGAUAGUUUGGGCUGAAUGGCCUUUUUCUUUGCACAGAUACAUCCUUGUUGCUUUUGAAGAAGAGGUUCUUGGUGUGAGCGUGGAGCUGUGGUAAGGAUAUUGGACCCAUAGAACCCGUGCACAGGAGGGGUUGUUGGGCAGGGUUAACGUGUGAUGAGAUGGGACCAUCAACGAUGCUGAGCAAGGUCCUCAUCCCCUCUCUGUAACUCCAAUGAGUUGUCACCCUCCUUUCUAAUGGUUUCCUUUUUCUCUAAUUUCCUUCUCUCUCUGUCUCUGUCUCUGUCUUUUUCUCUUUCACCCUCACUCUCUCCAACCUUCCUCUGCGUCCUGAUGUGGAGCUGGAGACGCUAGUCGGCUCUCGACCUGGGAUCAUCCUCGACCCCUCCUGUUCAUGGGUUCAGAACCCAGCCCAGCACUGCCUGUUCCCGUGUCCCUCAACACUCUGCGUCGAAUGCCUAACUUUUAACUUUUGUACGUGUUAAUAAUAAUGUAUGUUUUAUGCGUGUUAACUAUACGUGUCAAUUACAUGUGCUAGUAUUGAUGUAUAUUUUGGUUCUUUUGCAUGCUUCGGUUACUCCAAAUGGUAUUGAGGAACUCCUGGCCAUUGUCAACCUGAGUGUGGCCGUCCCUCUCACUUGAGUAAUUGGCCCUGGUUUUCCCUUCUGCUGAAGGUUGCCAGGCGUUCCUUUUCUGUGUGGCCCCUUGCUGUGGUGAGCUGUGUUACCCUGAGUCACUGACGGGAGGGGAAGUUUCCCACAGGGGGCUGGCUAUAGCUGGGGGAGGAGGGCUUUUUGGUGUUGAAGUUCACUGGGACCGGGAAGGUUUAACCCCUGUGGGGUUGCCUCCCGCUCUCUGCAGACUCUCCUCUAUGCCCCUUCCUCCUUCAUAGGUAUCUACCCAAACUCUGCCUGUUCUCCUACCAACGCCAGCCCAGUGUUAGUUUACGGUGCUGUACAGUCAUGUACAUGGUCUUCACGGUGUCCCAGCCAUGUUUGAGGUGGGCUGGUGUUGGCCUGUCCCCGGUACACACUGCAGGCAGAGUGUGCUGGUGUUACAGCCGAUUACCAAGUGCAAUCCACCGCAUCUAUUUAUUGAGGCAGGACAAGGCUCUGACCUGGGAGAUCAUCAGGGAUGGGGGAGGGAGGGAGAUUGGGAACAGAACUCCCAGAGCCUGGGAACUGGAUCAUGGUUGCUGUGAUUCAACACUCCAGGUGAAUUCCUGUAAAACUCCAAUAGACCAGCAUUGGACUAUUCAGAAAUCCCGAUGGUUUGGCAUCUGACUCGUCGGGGAAUGUUUUCUUUGAACUUGAUUCACUGGAAAAAUUAUUACACUGCUGUGUCACAUCUUUUCAUGACUUGAAAGUUUGUGUUGGGAUAUUGAUCAGGAAUAACGGAGUUCAAUCAGAUCAGGUUGAGUAUCACUGACUUGUAUGUUGUAAAAUUUGCAGCAGCAAAAUUGUAGAUUGUUCAUGCCCUAAUUUGUUGCUUCUGCCUGUAGAUGUCAGAAUUACAUAAUUACAUUUUACCCUGCUUUUGAGCUUAAACUAAUUUAAGAACAAUAAAUAAGCUUUUGAUGGGU
Molecule: messenger RNA, 3731 nt
Organism: Pristis pectinata (smalltooth sawfish)
Lineage: Eukaryota; Metazoa; Chordata; Chondrichthyes; Rhinopristiformes; Pristidae
Gene: sertad3
Product: SERTA domain containing 3
Exons: 7
Coding region: 1-1731 (576 amino acids)
Cellular component (GO): nucleus
Molecular function (GO): transcription regulator activity
Source: RefSeq, a predicted model, not a curated record